UUUUAUAUCACUAGAUCAUAUGAUUUUAGUAUUUCUAGUAAUGAUAAUGAUAGCAAAGAGUCAUCCAGAUUAUUUAAAAAAUUGAAAAUGGAGAAUGACGACGUUCAAAAAGACUAUGAGAGAGAAAUAAUGCAGCAACGAUCAAAUAUUAGUAUUAAUGAUGAAGUACAAAAUAAUCCAAAUCUUCAUUCAGAACAAAAGGAUAAACAAGAAAUUCCUGAUGGUUUGUUUAUAAUUUAAAUGGAUUUUAAAUUAAUUUACUUGAAAACAAAUUCAUUUUUUAUACUACUUAUUAAAUUAUUUAAACACUAAGAUUAGAGUAUUAAAAAGAUUCUUAGUUUGUAAUUUAAAUAAUUCGAUUCUCUAUUUUUUUU
Molecule: messenger RNA, 374 nt
Organism: Rhizophagus irregularis DAOM 181602=DAOM 197198
Lineage: Eukaryota; Fungi; Glomeromycota; Glomeromycetes; Glomerales; Glomeraceae
Source: RefSeq, a predicted model, not a curated record